Neltuma alba is the source of this 688-nucleotide messenger RNA. RefSeq lists its product as uncharacterized. Bases 147 to 371 code for a protein of 74 amino acids. The record is from RefSeq and is a predicted model, not a curated record. The transcript has a single exon. Lineage: Eukaryota; Viridiplantae; Streptophyta; Magnoliopsida; Fabales; Fabaceae.
AAAGUGGGAGCUUUCAGCCUUAUCCAAAACUGCUGACUGGCCACCUCCGGAGACGUUGCAUUCUAUAAAUGCCUUGAGAUGAUCAGUUACAAUUACAAACAACACAAAUCUGAUCCAGUUAUUGUUGAAGGAGGAGAGAAGCAAGGAUGUCUGAUAUUGCAAUGUUGGUGGCAGAAGAGUACGAGAGGAGGGUCAGCAUUCUGAGGAAGGCUGGCGUUGAUGGCGUUGGCGUAUCACAGGAGAGGAUUGAUGAAGGAGCUUCGGUUUUGGCUCAGAGGCUGAUGAAGCACAAGAGAGAGGUCCUCCAGUGGGCCUGGGAGCCCAAAUCCCAAGUGGGCGUCGCCGCUUCUGCCAGCUUCUUCUCUGCUUGAUCCUCAUGCUUCUUCCUCUUUUACUUCUCCAUUUGUACAUCCUUUGUUCUAUUCCAAUAUGUUAAAGCAACUUGUGUUCUCCGCUUAUCUCAGCACCUUCCCUCUAUUUAUUUGCCUUCCGUUUCUUCAUAUUCACAUUCACAUUCACAGUCACAAUAGUAGUAAUUAGAACUGAGUUUUUCUACGAAUCAUCGAUCAUUCCAUAAAAUUCAACAGCCCCCAGCGCCAACAUUUCCUCGUCGGCGGAUCUUCGGUGUCGCCGGCUGUUUGAUGCCCGCGGGGUCGUCUUCCCUCCAAGUUAACGGUUCUUCCUUCUC